Cottoperca gobio is the source of this 2612-nucleotide messenger RNA. It is a transcript of the gene cdv3, whose product is annotated as carnitine deficiency-associated gene expressed in ventricle 3. Lineage: Eukaryota; Metazoa; Chordata; Actinopteri; Perciformes; Bovichtidae. The coding region runs from base 241 to 936 and encodes 231 amino acids. The transcript is spliced from 5 exons. The record is from RefSeq and is a predicted model, not a curated record. Gene Ontology annotation, cellular component: cytoplasm.
GUUACGGUACAGAUUUGUCAAAUAGUCCGUGCAUGGCAUGGUUGUCAGGAUAGCCAUCGAUUCAGUCAGGGAUUCAGGGUGGACAGUUUUUUAUCAGCCUUUAACAGAAGUUAAAUCGUCAGAGUAAGGAAUAACUCCAUCUUUUCUGACAGUUUGAACAGCUGUCGUCACUCUUGGAGAGCAGAUUUUUUACAUUUGUCAUUGCUCGGUUAGCUUAUUAGUUAACGUUGCUCUUUGAAAAUGGCGGAUCUACCACCAGAGAAGAGCCUGGACGAUUUCUUUGCCAAGCGGGAUAAAAAGAAGAAGAAAGAGAAAGGAAAGGGCAAGGAGUCCAUCCCCGGGCCCACGUCUGGUGUGAUUAAAAAGACUAAGAGAGAGAAGGAAAAAUCGGUGAAAAACGAGAACCAGGACCUACAAAUUGAAAAGGAGGACGAGGAAUGGAAAGAGUUUGAACAGAAAGAAGUUGACUACAGCGGGCUCCGGCUCCAAGCUUUACAGAUAAGUGACGAGAAGGACGAGGAUGACUACGAGAAGGAGGAGGUUGGUGAGGAUGGAGAGAUCAUUCUGGUCAGUGGAGACAAAGUGUCUGGUCCCUGGAACAAGUCUGGUGCUGCUCCGGCCCCUGCGGCAGCUGCCGCACCUGUGGAGGAAGUAGAGGAGCCUGAGUCGAAGCCUUCUGGUGUAUAUCGCCCUCCAGGGGCUCGGCUGACCACCACCAGACGAGCUGCCACCCAGGGGCCUCCUGAGAUCUUCAGUGACGCACAGUUCCCCUCUCUACUGGCCACUGCCAAGCAUGUGGAGACACGCAAGGACAGAGAAAUGGAGAAGACCUUUGAAGUUGUGAAACACAGAAACCGUGGUAGAGAGGAAACCGGUGGCGCCUCUAUGCAGCAGUUGCAGCUCGACAACCAGUACGCCAUCCUGGGGGAUAAGUAGAGCCGCUCCCCUCCGUCCCCUGGCCCCUUCAGCACGGUCCUGCCCAGCCCCUCGAAGGAAGCUGAACUCCAGCUGUGUUGGCUGCAGUCCUGAUGGAGCUCACCUUGCCACCAUCACCACACUGGUUACUCGCACACAAAGCCUCAUAUACACGCACUCAUACACAGCAAUACCAUCGCACCACAUACAGUGACACUCCCUUUAAUAGUAACACACUUUACAUCCAUUGGUUGGCAAAACUGAAGGACUGCAUCUGAAGGGGCUGUUGAAAGAGGGAAUAAUUUAAAAGGAAUUGGUAAAAUACACCCAAACGUACAUCACUGCAGCAACAACAGCAGAUGACAUAUUUGUCCUUUGUGGAUUGUACUCAGAGCGGCAGUUGUGUUGCGCAACUUUUCUCUGGACUUCAACUUGCUUCGAUAAAGCCACAGAGGAUAACUUUAGGCAAGAUGAUUUUACAAACUUCUGUGAAAAUAUCUAUUUUUUUGCAAGAUCGUUAUAACCCAAUCGCACAUGGUAUUUUGGGGUGUGUUUUUGAGUUGCGGUGGGGGCUUCGGGAGUGGGGAUACUACCUCAGCAGCAUAGCUGGUGGUGACGAUGUGGACUGGGCUUUUUUUUUUUUGCUGUGGUGGUGAACGGGGCAAACACCAGCCCACCCCUCCACAUAAAAGCCGGCCAUCAGGCUCUUUAAUUUAGAAACUUGAAGCUGUGGUUUUCCCUACAUGAUGAUGACACUCUGCAAAGAUCUAUGGACAAGAAGCGGUUUUGGUCCUCAUUUAGAAUUUCUAUAUAAAGUGGCCUUACUGAUAGAAGAAACUGCUUUGUCAUCUGAAGAGAACUUUGCUUGUUGUCUCACGGGCUGCUGCCUGCCUCUGGAUCUCACCACUUUGUGACAAAAAACCCAUAUACAAACAAAAAAAAUCUUCUGUUCAAGAAUGUAGUGCUGUUGUAGUAUGCCUGGCGAUUACAGCUACUAACUGUCUCUCAUAUUCACUGUUAGAUUUUGCUGCCCUUCAUUUUUUUUUUUUCAUUUUAGACAUCAGCAAAAGAUAAAUUAAAGCUUGUUUCUAAUCCAAAACCGUUAUUUUGGUAACAAAUGCUUUACUGUGGUUUGACACCAGAUGGUCACAGAUGUUACAGUAUCAAGAAAAAUGAUGGAAACAACUUUAAAAGCAUAUUUGUUGAGGUUGUUUGGACAUACUGAGUUUGCAGCUUUUAUAAUUAAAAGUAAAGUGGUACAUUUCAGCUAAAGUUUUAAGACUGUUCUUUUUUUUUUUUUUUUUUUUUUUUUUUAAAUCAAGGCUUUUCCUCCUAAGUAAACACGCCUUUCAGCUCUCAUUGCAGUUGUGUUAAACAGAUAGCUUGUGCAUAACUUAAUUUCCAGAGAGUUACAGCGAAUGCUCGUCUGUAAAAAAACAAACUGUCACCAAACCAACCGAGUACUAUCCACUUACAAAACAGUGGUACGCCCUGUUAAAAUCAAAUGGGUUUUUACUACAAGCAUAGUUAUGUUAGAAAGGUGAAGAACUGGAUUUAUGUUCUAUGUUUCUGUCCUUUCCAUAAAAGAUGUUGCGGAGCGUUGAUCCCUGCUGGAACACUUUGGGUGGACGUAGAUAAUAUUUGUGAUGAAAAGAGAAGAGCCUAACACAAAAAAUAAAGUGAUCCUUGUGACUGAA